AUGUUUAAAUGCUUCACUCAGAGCUCUCGGAAACCACUUCUCACAGAACAAGCCCGCACUAGGGCAUUGCCAUUAGCUGAUUCGGGGAACGCUCGUGGUGGGGACUCCAAGGAGGCAGAGACUACUGAUGAUGACAGGGAGGCUCUGGUCAAUAUUGGGGUGUUGGAAGUGAAGUAA
This is a messenger RNA of Perkinsus marinus ATCC 50983, 177 nucleotides long. RefSeq lists its product as hypothetical. NCBI's taxonomy places the organism in Eukaryota, Perkinsozoa, Perkinsida, Perkinsidae. The record is from RefSeq and is a predicted model, not a curated record. The transcript has 2 exons. The coding region runs from base 1 to 177 and encodes 58 amino acids.